AUGUUCCACAGGCCAUGGGACUGUCAGCGAGCGCCUCAGGGCGAAAAGCUGGUCCUGGGGGAAGGUCCCUGGGGUCCAGGACCUCGCUUCCCCUCGGGCCCCACCUGCGUUGUCCCCAGAUGCCGAUGCCGCGGCUGGCUGGUCCUGGAGGACCCUCGUCGCCACUGCCGGAUUCUCCACGCGAUCCUGGCAGGAUCGCGCCCCGGGAGAGGUGCGGGGAGUGGCGGUCGGUAUCUUCUUUCGGAUGUUUCUAGCAGUGGUCCCGGCCCCAGGUGUCCCCAGCUUUGCCUUCCAUUUUGGAGUCGCUGGGGCCCUCUGGGCAUCGUGAGGGGUGCUCCUGAGGCCAUCUGGGCCUCCUCGGGGAUCUUGGGGACACCUUCGGCAGUCCCCGAUCAUUGUUCCCCCAGGAGCGCCGACGACGAGCCUGACCAGGCGGAGCGCAGGGCGCUGAGCGCCGUGACCAGGCGCGCGGCUCAAUGCCGCGGCUACGUGCUCGGGGGCCAGCGCACCGUCCUGCUGCGGCACGUGUCCGCGUGCGUCGAGGGCACGCGUGUCGUGUCGCCAUCUGCGGGCUCGUGGCCGGGCUGGCGCGGGGCGUGGGCCGGGCGGCCGACGGAGCUGUCCGUGAGGCGUGGCGCGGUCUUCGGCGUCGCCGUGGAGCUGUGCGCAGAGGGGCGGCACUGUGCCGCUGUGAGUGCUGCCUCCGCUUACCGUGCCGGAGGCGGCUUCACAUCUGGCGGCACGCACGCGCUGGAGGAGGCGAUGUGCGUGCAGAGCACGUUGUUCGAGUCUCUGGCCCAGGCCGAGAAGCUGGCCGCCGCCGCCCGCGUGACUGCGCCUAUCUGGGCCCGCCCGGCGAGCCGGCGAGACGGGUCCGCGUGGCAGUGCCACAUCCCCGACGACGGGGCGGUGCUGUCGCCACUCGUCGAGGUGUUCCGGCAGAGCUCGGACGAGGGCUAUGGUUUUGAGGACCGCGCGACCAGACUGGAGGCGGUCGUGUCCGUCGCCAUGCCGAACUGUAGCGAGCUCGUGGGCGACUCGCCGUUGGACGCGCACCCGGUGCCCGAGAGGUACGAGGCGCAGCUGCGAGGGAGGUGGCGCGCUGCGCUGACCGCCGCAGCUUACUGGACGGACGCAGACUGCCUGGUGGUUCCCGACGCGGGCUGCGGCGUGCUCUGCAACAAGCCGGGCAGCGUGGGCAAGGCCUUUGGCGAGGUGCUCCUGCAGGAGUUCAUGGGGCGCUUCGCAGAGGUUGUUAUCGCGUUCCCCGGCGGCCUCUCUGGCGAGGAGUUCGCGUCGGCGGCGAUGCAGGCUUUCCAGCCGCUGCAGCUGCCGCAGUUGCCGAAGACUUCGGCCGCAGAGCAGCCCCAGACGGAAAUGAGGCCUCCUGAUGUUUUGCACGUUGAUGCGCUCGGCGAGUCCAGGACGAGGGCCUUGACGGAUGGCGACACCAGCAUGGUCACACACGUGGACAUGAGCGCGCCAGCUGCGUUUGCGGCCGAAGCCAGGGUCCCGCCUUUCCUGCGGAACAAGCUGCCGACAUUCGGAGUGAACUAUGGAAAUCGGUUUGUUCCUGAGCAUUGGAUGUCGCAUGGCACUCGCAGAGAGAACGUUUUGUGGCAGGAUGUGGCUCCACAGGGCUGCGAACCCGAUUCCCAAACGCCGAAGUUGAGCCUGCCGGAUUUGGGCACAGCCAGGUUUGCAGAGCGGAUGCUGGAAUGGCUGGACCAAACGGUGCGGGAAGACGAUUUCAAGCACAUGCGUGAGCAAGGCGCGGAGGUGGUUCGCGUGCCGACGGGCUAUUGGAAUUGGAUCACGUAUGAAGGGGAUCUCGCCCCGAAUGCUCCACCGGAGCAGGCGGCACGCAUGAGAGUGCUGACGACCCUCGCGCCCAGCGUGUACAGACCCUACCUCCAAAACAUUUUCGCAUGGGCGAAAAACAACGGACUCAAGAUUUGGCUCGAUCUCCAUGCGGUUCCUGGAUCGGCCAACGGCCAAGACCAUGGCGGCAUCUGCAUGUCCAAGCCUUGCUGGGGGACAGAGUGGAACAUUCAAAAGUCGGUAGAGGCAGUGGGGACAAUGGCACAAUACGCUGCAAAGUGGGGAGACGUUUUAUUUGGACUCCAAGUCAUCAACGAACCCAACAAGUACAAGGACGACAUCCACGAGACUCUCAAGAGUUACUACAACCUGGCGAUCCUGGAGGCGCGUAAGUAUCUCCCUAUGUCCGUCCCUGUCAUUCUGUUCGAUUGGACUUACAACUUCUACAAGUGGCCCUCUGAUUGCUAUGGGGACCGGGAGAGAUAUGGCACGAUCUACUGGGAUACGCACAUAUACACCGUGGGGAAGCCCACUUCCAACACAAGUGAAACUAUGCAUGUGUACUGGCAGGACAUGGUGCAACUCGAGGAGUUCCACAAGCGUCAGAGAGGCGGUGUGAUUGUGGGCGAAUGGUCUCUAGCUGGCACUGAAUACGGGAGCUCUUACCCGUCCAGUGAGCUAAAGAAGGCGUACCAGAAGUUGAGUUCGUGGGUGGUCUGGUGCUUCAUGGAGCGGUGUAACGGUUGUGUUUUUUGGAACUGGGACGCGCGUAUUGCACAGUGGUCGUACCAAAAGUCAGGAUCGAUUGCUGACAUUGCCCAAUUGGGCGUCGAUUGGUUAGGCAUGAAGAGGCCACCAGCUCGGGAGCAAUGAUCGUUGGCGCGUUGUUUUGCCAAUCGUAUCUGCGCCAGCAUUUGUUUUUGUGUGUAAGCGAACUCGAUCUUUGUUUGCUUGAUGGUGUCAUGGCCUCUGUCCGUGAAUGCUGGUAUCGUGGCAAACCAGCUCUUCUCGAAGUAACAUUCUGCAUUGUUUACAGCGUCGGGUAUAUCGUAUCGUAUUUCGUCUGAGUUGUGCCGACGGGCUGGUUUCCACAUGGGCCUGGUGGAAUGCAAUUGUUCUGGCUGCGCCCAUCGGCCAUGGAUUCUGUGCAAAAUGUCAUUGAAUUGAGCAGUAGUACAUCAUGGCCUCCACAUCAAGCCGAGUAGCGGGUUGGAAGAUCCAGGACAAGAUAACUUGCAAGAGUAUCAGGCGCAGCAACAGUUCUACACGGGCUUGUUGCAAUUCAGUGUGCGUUGUUGUGUUCAAUCGUGUUGGAUGUAUUCGGUAACCAACGCCGUUGCAGUGUGGGAUGUUCUGGGGCCCACGAUUUAUUUUUUGGUGCUAAGCGGUGGCUGCCUUCGUGCCAGAGCUUGCUCUUGUUGGUCCCUGCCAAGUAGUUGAUUGGUUUGGCAGCGUGUUGGCAACUGUAACUGCAAAGCUUGCUUGAGUGUACACAUGUACGCUGUUCCGCAGACAUCGACGUAUUGUUCGUGCUGCUUGGGUGCGCCCAUGUUGUAUGCAGUUGACGGUCUGCCCUGCUGGUGUAUUAGAACGGUGCUUGGAGACGCGGUCAUUACUUUCUUGUUCAGCGCCUUGUCCCUCUCUGCAUAGCCUGACGCAACAAAACAGAGGGCUGGGCGUCCACGAUUCUGACGAGUCGGUUGUGUGUCACCAAUCUUCUGUGGGGACCGCGCGCAGAUAAUCGCCCCUCGUGCUCUAGGCGGGGUACUGGUGGCUUCCAGGGUGGCCUCGCAAGAGCGUGAAGCUGGGCUGCCUGCGCAGGCAAGAGGGGCGUCCUCGACCAACGUCAGCCCAAGUCGAA
Prorocentrum cordatum is the source of this 3682-nucleotide messenger RNA. The record is from the annotation of a GenBank genome assembly. NCBI's taxonomy places the organism in Eukaryota, Dinophyceae, Prorocentrales, Prorocentraceae.